AUGGCGGAGGGUCUGGAGCUCCCGCGCGCGCGCUCGGACAGCUCGUCCAGCAACACGUCCCAGUCCACCACCGGCCGGCUGAUGCUGCGCCAGCGGCUCUCGCAGCUGCUCACCUGCGUGGAGGACCUGAGCUCGGACGAGGAGACCAACGAGGAGGUGUCCCGCACACUGGACGAGGCCUUCAGCCUGUGCGGACGCUGGACCAGCAAAGACCUCUUCAGUCUCUUGCGAUCAGGCUUGCCCAAGUCCGGCAUGUAUUACCGUGGAAUGGCCAGUGUGUGCCAACCUGCGUGUCCUUCUGUCCUCUCCCUCAGACUCCACAUGGUCACGUGGAACGUGGCGACAGCGGAACCCCCUCGUGAUGUCACCUCUCUGCUGCGGCUGGACGCGCCGGCCGCUGCUGACCUCUACGUGAUUGGUCUGCAGGAGGUCAGUGCCACACCAGUCAGGUACAUAUCAGACCUCAUCGCAGAGGACUCCUGGAGUCACCUCCUCAUGGACACACUGGCACCCAAAGGCUAUGUUAAGGUUACUUCAAUAAGAAUGCAAGGCCUUCUGGUGCUCCUGUUUGCCAAACAAGCCCACGUUCCUUUCAUCAGGAAUGUCCAGACUACUUAUACACGCACAGGCAUCUAUGGCUACUGGGGCAAUAAGGGCGGAGUGUCCAUCCGUUUCUCGUUCUACGGACACAUGCUCUGCUUCCUCAACUGCCACCUGGCUGCGCACAUGAACUAUGCACUGCAGCGGGUUGACGAGUUUGAGUACAUCCUCGACUCCCAGGACUUCGAUGUCGACAACACACCGAACAUCCUUGACCACAAAGCGGUCUUCUGGUUUGGUGAUCUGAACUUCCGUAUCGCUGACCACGGGAUGCACUUCCUGCGCUCAUCCAUCGAGGGCGGCCGCUUCAACCUGCUGUGGACGAAAGAUCAGCUUACUAUGAUGAAGAAGAAGGAACCUCUGUUGCAGCAAUUUGAGGAGGGGCCUUUACAGUUCAAACCCACCUACAAGUUUGACAGAAACUCUGAUACCUAUGAUUCCAGUGGCAAGAAGAGGAAGCCGGCCUGGACUGACCGCAUCCUGUGGCGAAUCCGACCCAAGAUGGACGAUGAUGAGGGCUCCACGUCGUCGCUAGUGGACGAUGACGAGGAGUACCCCCUGAAGGUGGCGCAGGAUGUCUACACCUGUAACAUGGAGUACGGCAUCAGUGACCACAAGCCCGUCAUCGGCAUCUUCACCUUGGAGCUGCGUAAGAGGUUUGAGAAGCCUCUGGUGGCCUUGGAGGCGGAGGGCGUGUGGAGCGCUGACGAGGAUGUUCUGGCCUCCUACACCAUCCAGGAGGCCUUCCCCGCCUCCGCCUACGACUGGGUCGGCCUCUACAAGGCUGACUUCAAGAGCCCCCAUGACUAUGUGGCCUUUUCCUGGGCAAAAGAUUAUGAGGUUCCCAUUAAUGAUCUUGUGAAGGUGUGUAUGAGGGGAGACGACCUUCCGCUGCUCUCUGGCCAUUAUAUCCUCGGCUACUACAGCACCAACAUGCAGAGCAUCAUUGGACUCAGCCCAACUUUUCAGAUUCAGGAAUCCAAACAAGCUGUCAUGGAUGGUCUUGUGCCGGAGAACAUCAAUGGACUGGACAAGUGAGACAGCCCAGAGGUCCCACAGAGAGAGAGAGAUCCACUUGACCGCCGGCUGCGACCGAGCUGAACAUUGCUGCGCACCUGCCGUUAGCCGCCGUUUGUUCUGCGCGCCUUCAAUGCGUCUCCAAAUGAUGUACUUCUCACCAUGUGUGAUUGUGUCAGUGGAAGAUCAGUUCUUUGAUGAGUUCUGUCGUAAGUCUCUUGUGCUUUUAGGCUUUUAUUUCCUCUUUUAUUAUGUCAUUGCUAUUGUUUUGUCUCUCUCUGCGCCAAUGAGAGCACC
Sardina pilchardus (European sardine) is the source of this 1914-nucleotide messenger RNA. It is a transcript of the gene inpp5kb, whose product is annotated as inositol polyphosphate-5-phosphatase Kb. Gene Ontology annotation, cellular component: plasma membrane; ruffle; endoplasmic reticulum. Gene Ontology annotation, molecular function: phosphatidylinositol-3,4,5-trisphosphate 5-phosphatase activity; phosphatidylinositol-4,5-bisphosphate 5-phosphatase activity; inositol bisphosphate phosphatase activity. Gene Ontology annotation, biological process: negative regulation of peptidyl-serine phosphorylation; negative regulation of phosphatidylinositol 3-kinase/protein kinase B signal transduction; negative regulation of insulin receptor signaling pathway. Bases 1 to 1638 code for a protein of 545 amino acids. The transcript has 13 exons. The record is from RefSeq and is a predicted model, not a curated record. Lineage: Eukaryota; Metazoa; Chordata; Actinopteri; Clupeiformes; Clupeidae.